Sorex fumeus (smoky shrew) is the source of this 4798-nucleotide messenger RNA. It is a transcript of the gene CEP120, whose product is annotated as centrosomal protein 120. The transcript is spliced from 20 exons. Gene Ontology annotation, biological process: interkinetic nuclear migration; positive regulation of centriole elongation; centrosome cycle. The record is from RefSeq and is a predicted model, not a curated record. Gene Ontology annotation, cellular component: centrosome; centriole. Lineage: Eukaryota; Metazoa; Chordata; Mammalia; Eulipotyphla; Soricidae. Bases 88 to 3231 code for a protein of 1047 amino acids.
GCGGCGGGCUCGUGUCCCGGGCUGGCCGGGAGCCCGGUUGUCAGAGCGACGUGGGCGUCGAAUCGGGGCCGGGCUUGGGGCUUUGGGAUGGCGGCCUCGGGCAGGGGAGUCGGACGCGCUGCCGGCGGGGCCGGGGCGCGGAGCCGGAGCCUGGUGCCCGGAGCCCCGGGCGGGCGCUGGGGACCCCGCCGGGAGCCCUGCCGGGGCUCGCGAGCUGCCCGCUGCUCACCCCUGCCCCUCUCCCCCCCUGCAGGCCGCGCCCGCCGCUCACCGGCCGCCACCAUGGUCUCCAAGUCCGACCAGCUGCUCAUCGUCGUGUCCAUCCUGGAAGGACGCCAUUUCCCCAAACGUCCAAAGCAUGUGCUUGUAGUAGAAGCGAAGUUCGAUGGAGAGCAGUUGGCUACUGAUCCGGUGGAUCACACAGACCAGCCUGAAUUCGCCACUGAGUUAGCCUGGGAAAUUGACCGGAAAGCUCUUCAUCAGCACCGGCUCCAGCGUACUCCUAUCAAACUCCAGUGUUUUGCCUUGGAUUCUUCAUCUUCUGCCAAAGAAAUGAUAGGUUACAUUGUUCUAGACUUAAGAACUGCUCAAGAAACCAAGCAGGCACCAAAAUGGUACCAGUUGCUGAGUAAUAAAUACACCAAGUUUAAGUCAGAAAUACAGAUUAGCAUAGCUUUGGAAACAGAUACAAAGGCACCAGUGGACAGUUUUAAAGCAAAGGGAGCCCCGCCCCGAGAUGGAAAAGUACCGGCCAGCCUGUCUGGACUUGACCCCAAGGACAUUGUGGCAGUGCUGAAUGAGGAGGGCGGCUACCAUCAGAUCGGAGCAGCGGAUCGCUGUACUGACUUCUUCAUUAUGUCAGUGACCAUAGCAUUUGCCACCCAGUUGGAGCAGUUAAUCCCAUGUACCAUGAAACUUCCAGAAAGACAACCUGAGUUUUUCUUUUACUAUUCUUUACUGGGAAAUGAUGUUACAAAUGAACCCUUCAAUGAUUUAAUCAACCCAAACUUUGAGCCAGAACGAGCAUCUGUUCGAAUACGUAGCAGCAUAGAAAUUCUUCGUUUUUAUCUGGCUGUUCAGUCUAAAAUACAGAUCCAUCUCUGCUGUGGAGACCAGUCACUUGGGAGUACAGAAAUACCCCUGACCGGGUUACUAAAGAAGGGAAGUACAGAAAUCAACCAGCAUCCUGUCACAGUGGAGGGUGCUUUUACCCUGGAGCCUCCAAACCGAGCCAAGCAAAAGCUCCCCCCCAUUCCAGUGGAGCUUGCCCCAACUGUGGGAGUCUCUGUGGCUCUGCAGAGGGAAGGCAUAGACUCACAGGCAAGUGGUGAAUUAAAGACCCAGAAUGAACAUGAGCCUCAGCAUUCAAAGAAGAAAGUUUUAACCCCCAUCAAGGAAAAGACACUAAGUGUACCGAAAUCUCCAAGCAUGUCCCCUGUUCUCCCUCAAAACCAGUCACCCCCAACAAAAGAUGAUGCAACAGAAAGUGAAGUGGAAAGCUUAAUGUAUGAUCGAGAAGCAAAACUUAAUCCAAAGGCCAUCAGUUCUGCACCUGCCCCAGUGACUACAUCCAACGUAUCCGAGACAGUAUCGGGACAGAAAAUCGCUGUUCCAGCAACAUCGCAUCAUUUCUGCUUUUCAAUAGACCUAAGGAGCAUCCAUGACUUGGAAGCUGGCUUUCCCAUCAACUGUAUAUUAAGGUAUUCAUAUCCAUUCUUUGGAAGUGCAGCUCCUAUUAUGACUAAUCCUCCUGUAGAAGUCCGGAAAAACAUGGAAGUUUUUCUGCCUCAGUCUUACUGUGCAUUUGAUUUUGCAACUAUGCCUUACCAGUUGCAAGAUACCUUUUCAAGAAUUCCAUUGCUGGUUGAAUUAUGGCACAAGGAUAAAAUGAGUAAAGAUUUGCUUCUCGGAAUUGCCAGAAUCCAGCUUUCCAACGUCCUGUCUUCAGAAAAAACUCGGUUUUUAGGUUCCAGUGGUGAACAGUGUUGGCGUCAAACUUACAGUGAAAGUGUGCCAGUUAUAUCGGCACAAGGGACAAAUAACAGGAUAGUAGAUCUUUCUUACACAGUGACUCUUGAAGACUAUGGAUUAGUGAAAAUGCGUGAGGUUUUUGUCUCUGAUUCAUCUCAGGGUUUAUGUCCUGUACAGCAGAAGCCUUUUUCUCUUCCCCCAGCACCUUGUCCUUCAGAGAUCCAGACAGAGCCACGUGAUACCUUAGAAUACAAAGCAGCACUUGAACUAGAAAUGUGGAAAGAGAUGCAAGAAGACAUUUUUGAAAAUCAGCUAAAGCAGAAAGAACUGGCUCAUAUGCAGGCUCUUGCAGAGGAGUGGAAGAAAAGGGACCGGGAAAGAGAGUCGAUAGUAAAGAAAAAGGUGGGUGAAUAUACUGUUCUUGAGGGAAAACUUCAAAAAACCCUGAUUGACUUAGAGAAACGGGAGCAGCAGCUUGCCAGUGCAGAAGCGGAGCUUCAAAGAGAACGAAAGGAAGUGAAGUCAGAACGUGAGCGGAAUUUGCAAGAGCUUCAGGAUGCUAUCCGCAGGGCAAAAGAAGAUUGCGUCCACCAAGUGGAACUAGAGAAACUCAAGAUCAAGCAGUUAGAAGAGGACAGACAUCGACUUCAGAAGCAGCUAAAUGAUGCUGAAAAUAAAUAUAAGAUUUUGGAAAAGGAAUAUCAUCAGUUCAAGGAUCAGCAAAGCAAUAAGCCAGAAAUCCGCCUGCAGUCGGAAAUAAAUCUUCUCACCCUGGAAAAGGUUGAACUUGAAAGAAAGUUGGAAUCUGCAACUAAGUCUAAACUACAUUACAAGCAGCAAUGGGGACGAGCUUUGAAAGAACUUGCCAGACUUAAACAGAGGGAACAGGAAAGUCAAAUGGCUCGUCUUAAAAAACAGCAAGAAGAGUUAGAACAGAUGAGACUACGGUACUUGGCUGCGGAGGAGAAAGAUACUCUGAAAACCGAGCGACAAGAGUUGUUGGAUAUAAGAAAUGAACUGAACAGGUUAAGGCAACAAGAACAAAAACAGUACCCAGAUUCCAGAGAGAUUGCGAGUGGAAAAACGGAGGGCCCACAUAGCAGCGCCCUGGAAGAAGGCUUGGACGAUUACUUGACUCGCCUAAUAGAAGAAAGGGAUACUUUGAUGAGGACGGGUGUGUAUAAUCACGAAGAUCGAAUCAUAAGUGAACUCGACCGACAGAUUAGAGAGGUUUUGGCAAAAAACAAUGCCAGUAAUUAAUAACACUUGGGGAGUCAUUUUAGAAUCUAGGUAUAAAAUUUAAAUUCUGUGAAAUACCCCCAAAGUCAGGGAAAAGAGAUCUUUUAAAUGCAAUUUUCAAUUUUUAUAAAGACAUUUUUGUAUGUUAUUGUACAGUAUUUAUUUGCUUUUAUUUGCCUUAGUGCUGUCUCUCCCCUUCUGCUUUUAUUUGUAAUUGCAUUUUAUGAACUUAUUUUAAAUGACUUUUCAGUGUUUAUCAUAAUUUUCAGUUUCAUGGCUAACUUUAAAAGCAGCUUUUCACUAAGUUUGUUCUAGGAGAAAUGACUCGUAUAAUUUCCAGUUACAUCGUUCUUCAUGGUGAGCCAAAAAAGUAUAUGCUGCACUUGUCAAAUGCUAUGUCCUUUUGAUUUGAAUAUAGUUAUCUAAAAGCUGAGACCAGUUGUAAAUGUCACCAGUUCGAUAGCUCAUUUUCAGUGAUCUGUGUUUUAAGUUCUGUAACAUUUGCAAAGCACCAGGUGUGAAAACAGAAAGCAGGAUCAAAGCAGAGAAGCAGUGAUCUAUGAAAAGACAAAUAGUUGUUUAUUGAAAUAAAACUGAUAUAAUUAAACUUAUUUUAAGUACUAUUAAAUGUUCAAGUUUUAUGCUUUCUUCUAAAAAAAUUUAAAGUAAUAGCUUACAGAGUUCUUCUCUGUCUCCUGCUCAAGAUUAUACUGUUUUUACUGAAAAGAUUUAUUUUUUUUAUUUUUCAGUUACUAGUAAUACUAAUUCUUCAUUCACACCCUCUUUAAUAUAACAUAGAAACAAACACAAAGGCUUUAACUGCAAAAAAGUGAAAACCUCUGUUUUUUACUGCCCCCAAUUUGAAUCAACCUUUUUGAAAAUUACAUGAGAUUAAGUCAUUGGAUUUCUGUAGUGCCAUGUGUGAAUAAACUAAGAAUUCCUUUCUUCAGAGCCAGCGUUAGACCUCAAAGCUAUGCUUUUCACCUCCUUUUUAUAGGGUACUGAAAAGGUUUAUUAGAAAAUUCGCAGAUUAGGUGGGUCUUAAAAUAUACGUACUAAAACUGUAUACUUUAGGAAGUACAUACCACUUACCCAGUACUUUCAUAAAAGCAGAAUAGGCUUUAGUGACAUUAAAUUAAUUUUCUGUUAUUUUCAAGGAGGUAUAUUUCCCAUUUGGGAAAUUAAAGUCCCUACACAAAUUAUAUGUUUUUACCCCCCUUGGUCGACAAAGGUAUUUAUUGUCUAAAAACAAUCUAGCAGUAAGUAACAAAGGAAGAAAUUACUGAAUGAGAGAAUAAUGAGAGUGUGAAUCAUAGCAGGAAUCUGAAAUAUUAAUUGUGGUUAGACAUUUUCUCUCAUUGAUUUUCGUGCCACAUGAACGGAACAGAAAUAUUCUUUUUGUUUUGGAAGGUCUGGGGUGAAACUCACUGCCUUCUGUUGCAGAAUGUGCCUGGGACUCUUUUCAACACUAGAGGGGGCCUUAGAUUUAAAAAAACGGAAAGGAUUUUCUAAAAUGGAGAUGUGUUUUGCUUCUGUAAAGUGACUUUUUGGCUAUGUGAAUUAACAAAUAAAAUCAUAACUGUCUGCA